AUGACGAACUCACGGCUGAGAGCGAUCAAUGACCAGAGACCGCGAGGUACCAUGGGCACUGGGCUAUCUACUCAGACUAUGAGUCAGAACGACAAAUCCCGAGACGAACGAUCGAGCAAACGUAUAAAGAAAUCGGGUCCCGAAUCCUCAUGCGCCAUCGCACCCCGCUUUGUCACAAAUGCACGUCUAUCAUCCUUGGAAGCAAUCGAAGACGAGGAAGGGGCGAGUUUUAAGCGCAAGCUGUCACUGAUGCAACAUCGCUUCAGUCGAGAAGGAUCUCAGGCAGACACUGUUGACGGCUCUAGUGUCACCAGCAACAGCAGAGUUCCAGCAACGAGCACCAGCGUACAAGAAUACCGCAACGUGCAAAGUGGUAGGCGCCAUGGUGGAAGACGUUCUGGGCGCAGACGGCAUGGUGCUCACAAUACCCGUUCAUCGCCUCUCGAGAUUGACGACGAUGUGAGUGUCGUUGCGCACCGAAACCUCCCUCCUCAAUUAUCGCAUGCACCCAUGAGCCCGGACUGUUUAUCUAUGAGCAUCGACAACGGCAACGAUCCCCCGCCCGCUGACAUUACAUCGGAUAUUCCCCCUCAAUCGAAGCGGUCCGCGGCAGAGUAUGCUCAGAGUGCAGCAAAGAGAUACAAAGUGCAUAGCACUGGUUCUGAGGACGAGCUGUCAAGGCCUGGCACUGCUUCCGGUAGAGAGACUGCUGAAAAGUCCACCAUCAGUGGAAGAUCAGCAUUGCAGCCUCCUCCGUCACGAACUCAAAGAGGGGAUAUCAAACCGACCAAUUUUGAACCAGCGACAAAAAUUACUACCGACCUUCAAAGUUCGGCGAUGCAUGGCCCAAAUGAAGAACAACUUGCUGUGAGAGCUGCUACCUCUGGAAAGUGCGUAUACGCCACUAAGAGCGCUGAUGCGUGCGUCAACCUACGUCUUGAUUCCGACGUAGCUCGCCCAUCCAUUCUAUCUCAUCAAGGACAAGAUCUCUCAUGGCUCGAAAUUUCAAAACAGUCGAUUCUCAGAAUAAAACACAGCAACUCCCAAAGUCCCAUAGUCGCUCUCUCUCGCUCAGUCAUUGGUCAAGCCGGGGGCAAAGUUUUGUUGAAGUUCAAUACCAUUAAAGACGCCUCUCACUUUAUCCAUUGGCUACAAGGGAGCCGAGGUCUGGAACAAGUUACCCAGGACUCGCUAGAAGCCAUGUUCUCGAAGGCUAUGGCAGAUGCCAAAGCAUUUGCAGCCAAUUCGAAGGAUUCUUCGGGCCCGAUCUCACCAAAAAUCACUUUCACAGCGCAAACACCCAGCAGAUCACUGUCCCGAACCUCGCCACGAGACCCUUUCAAGGGAGAGCCCAUAUCGCCUCGGCGACCAAAACUUAAAGACAGGAUGCAGGGUCUGCCUGUACCAAAGGAAGAUGCGCAGAUGAAAUCAGAGGAUGUCGAAGAUCCAUUCGUGGAGUUAAAUCAGAGGCGCAGACCUGAGACCCGACAAACGAGAAGAUCCUCCCUAGAACCACGCCGUGAAAGGAGUCCUGUAACAUGGACGGCUCAGAACCCAGGUUGGGACAAGGACUGGCACAAGACCUUGGUAUACCCCCCAAUUGGAAGGAACCGUGCAAGUGUCGACAAAGAGGAUAUUCUGCGGCUGAACGAGGGUGAGUUCCUCAACGACAACCUUAUCAGUUUCUAUCUCUGCUACUUGCAGGUCCAACUCGAGAAAGAGAGACCAGAAAUCUUGAAAAGGGUAUAUAUCUUCAACACUUUCUUCUUCGAAAAGCUGAGGUCGAAUCGCGCCAAGAUCAAUUACUCGGGCGUCAAAGCAUGGACUGCUAGAGUUGAUCUUCUUUCUUAUGACUACAUUGUUGUACCAGUCAACGAGAACGCACAUUGGUACUUGGCAAUCAUAUAUAAUGCCCCUCGCCUCUUACCUAUAGAGGCAAAAGCAGAGACACCCAAAACGGAUGUAUCUCCAAACACCCAGGAGGCAAUCAUUGUUGAAGAUAACGACCCGGCAGUGAGCACUGCAGAAGAUGCUUCCGUCGAGCAAACACCUGUGUCGUCCUUAAAUUUAGAAGCUUCUAGGUCAACAAGAAGCCAGGCAGUGAAUGGCGACGGGGUUGUGCUAUUGGAUGAUGAUACUGUUACCAAUGCUGAAGCUCCCACAAAAACGAACAAGCGAAAGUCGACAGGAGGGAAUCAGAAGUACAGUACCGACGAGCCCAGGAUCAUCACUCUUGACUCUUUGGGUGCUUCGCACGCACCAACCUGCAAGGUUUUACGAGACUAUCUCAUCGAGGAAGCGAAGGACAAAAAAGGGCUCACUAUCACGGAAACGCCUGGGGGCAUGACUGCGCGGGGCAUACCUGAACAGGACAAUUAUUGCGAUUGUGGUGUAUACGUCCUGGGUUACAUGGAAAAUUUUCUGAGAAAUCCAGAUGACGCUGUCCGGAGGCUCCUUCAUAAAGAACCUAGUGGAUGGGUUGUCAAACCCCAAGAAAUCCGCGCCAAGGUGAGAGACCUCCUCUUCGAAUUUCAGAAAGAGCAGCAUUCGCGCUUAGGAAAAGAAAAGGAGUUGAAGAGACAACGACGGGCGUCUAAGGGGCCUGUAUCAUCACCACAGGUAGCCCCGUCCUCACCUCAAGUCCCCCAGAAAGAUCCGGAGACGCCACGGCCUAAAAGUAAUCCCAAGAGCGGAUUGGAGAAUAGCACUGGUCGUGCCCCCAGUGAAGAAGGCCAUAAAACAGGUACCACCUCAGCGUACUUUGCGCUUGCUCCACCAGAGAAACCAGUUCAACCACAAACUCCCAUCAGAAAUGAAGAUCCAACCUUCGUCCAACCUUUAAGAGAGGAUUCGAGCAACGAGUCUAAGGCCUCUAGCUCAGGAGAGGUGUUUCAUUCAGCACGUUCAUCCCCAGUCGAUACUGCGCAACAAGUCCUUCCUGAUUUAGCCACUGAAGGACAUACCCCACGUAGCGAACGAAGAGGACCGAAGCAGCCCUCAACACCCAAUUUUGUCCAGAGAUUAUCGCAAUCGUCGGAUGAGGCAGGCCCAGUAGCCACCUCUUCCACUGUCAAGAAAAACAGUUCGCCAUCACUGAGUUUGGCCACAAGGCAAAAGACGCCACUGCCAGCUCAGCGUAAUCGGGGUGGUCUUGGUCAACCAAGGGUUAUUAAGAGCAUUGAGGACAAUAAACCCUCCCCCAAAGGACCCCGGUAUGAGGGUGUUGAGCGAACAAUUGACUUGACGGGUUGA
This is a messenger RNA of Fusarium coffeatum, 3252 nucleotides long. RefSeq lists its product as uncharacterized. Gene Ontology annotation, biological process: protein desumoylation. The record is from RefSeq and is a predicted model, not a curated record. NCBI's taxonomy places the organism in Eukaryota, Fungi, Ascomycota, Sordariomycetes, Hypocreales, Nectriaceae. Gene Ontology annotation, cellular component: cytoplasm; nucleus. Bases 1 to 3252 code for a protein of 1083 amino acids. Gene Ontology annotation, molecular function: SUMO-specific endopeptidase activity. The transcript is spliced from 3 exons.